Messenger RNA from Mus musculus (house mouse), 6157 nucleotides. It is a transcript of the gene Trpm8, whose product is annotated as transient receptor potential cation channel, subfamily M, member 8. Gene Ontology annotation, cellular component: membrane raft; plasma membrane; plasma membrane raft. The coding region runs from base 156 to 3470 and encodes 1104 amino acids. Gene Ontology annotation, biological process: calcium-mediated signaling; response to cold; calcium ion transmembrane transport. Gene Ontology annotation, molecular function: identical protein binding; monoatomic cation channel activity; monoatomic ion channel activity. The transcript has 27 exons. The record is from RefSeq and is marked validated. Lineage: Eukaryota; Metazoa; Chordata; Mammalia; Rodentia; Muridae.
GAGACAAGCAGGCUCUUUGAGGAGAGAGAAGCUCUUGGCUGAUUGAGCAGCUCCACGUCCUGGCUGUCCCGGAGCUUGAUACAUAGAAAAGACUGACCUCAGAUACACAGAGAUCCUUCUGCUUCUGUCUCCCAAGUGCUGGGAUCACAGGCAAGAUGUCCUUCGAGGGAGCCAGGCUCAGCAUGAGGAGCCGCAGAAAUGGUACUAUGGGCAGCACCCGGACCCUGUACUCCAGUGUAUCUCGGAGCACAGACGUGUCCUACAGUGACAGUGAUUUGGUGAAUUUUAUUCAGGCAAAUUUUAAAAAACGAGAAUGUGUCUUCUUUACCAGAGACUCCAAGGCCAUGGAGAACAUAUGCAAGUGUGGUUAUGCCCAGAGCCAGCACAUCGAAGGCACCCAGAUCAACCAAAAUGAGAAGUGGAACUACAAAAAACAUACCAAGGAGUUUCCAACAGACGCCUUCGGGGACAUUCAGUUUGAGACUCUGGGGAAGAAAGGCAAGUACUUACGCUUGUCCUGUGACACCGACUCUGAAACUCUCUACGAACUGCUGACCCAGCACUGGCACCUCAAAACACCCAACCUGGUCAUUUCAGUGACGGGUGGAGCCAAAAACUUUGCUUUGAAGCCACGCAUGCGCAAGAUCUUCAGCAGGCUGAUUUACAUCGCACAGUCUAAAGGUGCGUGGAUUCUCACUGGAGGCACUCACUACGGCCUGAUGAAGUACAUAGGCGAGGUGGUGAGAGACAACACCAUCAGCAGGAACUCAGAAGAGAACAUCGUGGCCAUUGGCAUCGCAGCAUGGGGCAUGGUCUCCAACAGGGACACCCUCAUCAGGAGCUGUGAUGAUGAGGGACAUUUUUCAGCUCAAUACAUCAUGGAUGACUUUACCAGAGACCCUCUAUACAUCCUGGACAACAACCAUACCCACCUGCUGCUUGUGGACAACGGUUGUCAUGGACACCCCACAGUGGAAGCCAAGCUCCGGAAUCAGCUGGAAAAGUACAUCUCUGAGCGCACCAGUCAAGAUUCCAACUAUGGUGGUAAGAUCCCCAUCGUGUGUUUUGCCCAAGGAGGUGGAAGAGAGACUCUAAAAGCCAUCAACACCUCUGUCAAAAGCAAGAUCCCUUGUGUGGUGGUGGAAGGCUCGGGGCAGAUUGCUGAUGUGAUCGCCAGCCUGGUGGAGGUGGAGGAUGUUUUAACCUCUUCCAUGGUCAAAGAGAAGCUGGUACGCUUUUUACCACGCACUGUGUCCCGGCUGCCUGAAGAGGAAAUUGAGAGCUGGAUCAAAUGGCUCAAAGAAAUUCUUGAGAGUUCUCACCUACUCACAGUAAUUAAGAUGGAAGAGGCUGGAGAUGAGAUUGUGAGCAACGCCAUUUCCUAUGCGCUGUACAAAGCCUUCAGCACUAAUGAGCAAGACAAGGACAACUGGAAUGGACAGCUGAAGCUUCUGCUGGAGUGGAACCAGUUGGACCUUGCCAGUGAUGAGAUCUUCACCAAUGAUCGCCGCUGGGAGUCUGCCGACCUUCAGGAGGUCAUGUUCACGGCUCUCAUAAAGGACAGACCCAAGUUUGUCCGCCUCUUUCUGGAGAAUGGCCUGAAUCUGCAGAAGUUUCUCACCAAUGAAGUCCUCACAGAGCUCUUCUCCACCCACUUCAGCACCCUAGUGUACCGGAAUCUGCAGAUCGCCAAGAACUCCUACAAUGACGCACUCCUCACCUUUGUCUGGAAGUUGGUGGCAAACUUCCGUCGAAGCUUCUGGAAAGAGGACAGAAGCAGCAGGGAGGACUUGGAUGUGGAACUCCAUGAUGCAUCUCUCACCACCCGGCACCCGCUGCAAGCUCUCUUCAUCUGGGCCAUUCUUCAGAACAAGAAGGAACUCUCCAAGGUCAUUUGGGAGCAGACCAAAGGCUGUACUCUGGCAGCCUUGGGGGCCAGCAAGCUUCUGAAGACCCUGGCCAAAGUUAAGAAUGAUAUCAACGCUGCUGGGGAAUCGGAGGAACUGGCCAAUGAAUAUGAGACCCGAGCAGUGGAGUUGUUCACCGAGUGUUACAGCAAUGAUGAAGACUUGGCAGAACAGCUACUGGUCUACUCCUGCGAAGCCUGGGGUGGGAGCAACUGUCUGGAGCUGGCAGUGGAGGCUACAGAUCAGCAUUUCAUCGCUCAGCCUGGGGUCCAGAAUUUCCUUUCUAAGCAAUGGUAUGGAGAGAUUUCCCGAGACACGAAGAACUGGAAGAUUAUCCUGUGUCUAUUCAUCAUCCCCUUAGUGGGCUGUGGCCUCGUAUCAUUUAGGAAGAAACCCAUUGACAAGCACAAGAAGCUGCUGUGGUACUAUGUGGCCUUCUUCACGUCGCCCUUCGUGGUCUUCUCCUGGAACGUGGUCUUCUACAUCGCCUUCCUCCUGCUGUUUGCCUAUGUGCUGCUCAUGGACUUCCACUCAGUGCCACACACCCCCGAGCUGAUCCUCUACGCCCUGGUCUUCGUCCUCUUCUGUGAUGAAGUGAGGCAGUGGUACAUGAACGGAGUGAAUUAUUUCACCGACCUAUGGAACGUUAUGGACACCCUGGGACUCUUCUACUUCAUAGCGGGUAUUGUAUUCCGGCUCCACUCUUCUAAUAAAAGCUCGUUGUACUCUGGGCGCGUCAUUUUCUGUCUGGAUUACAUUAUAUUCACGCUAAGGCUCAUCCACAUUUUCACCGUCAGCAGGAACUUGGGACCCAAGAUUAUAAUGCUGCAGCGGAUGCUGAUCGACGUUUUCUUCUUCCUGUUCCUCUUUGCUGUGUGGAUGGUGGCCUUUGGCGUGGCCAGACAGGGGAUCCUAAGGCAAAAUGAACAGCGCUGGAGAUGGAUCUUCCGCUCUGUCAUCUAUGAGCCCUACCUGGCCAUGUUUGGCCAGGUUCCCAGUGACGUGGAUAGUACCACAUAUGACUUCUCCCACUGUACCUUCUCGGGAAAUGAGUCCAAGCCACUGUGUGUGGAGCUGGAUGAGCACAACCUGCCCCGCUUCCCUGAGUGGAUCACCAUUCCGCUGGUGUGCAUCUACAUGCUCUCCACCAAUAUCCUUCUGGUCAACCUCCUGGUCGCCAUGUUUGGCUACACGGUAGGCAUUGUACAGGAGAACAACGACCAGGUCUGGAAAUUCCAGCGGUACUUCCUGGUGCAGGAGUACUGCAACCGCCUAAACAUCCCCUUCCCCUUCGUUGUCUUCGCUUAUUUCUACAUGGUGGUGAAGAAGUGUUUCAAAUGCUGCUGUAAAGAGAAGAAUAUGGAGUCUAAUGCCUGCUGUUUCAGAAAUGAGGACAAUGAGACUUUGGCGUGGGAGGGUGUCAUGAAGGAGAAUUACCUUGUCAAGAUCAACACGAAAGCCAACGACAACUCAGAGGAGAUGAGGCAUCGGUUUAGACAACUGGACUCAAAGCUUAACGACCUCAAAAGUCUUCUGAAAGAGAUUGCUAAUAACAUCAAGUAAGGCUGGCGAUGCUUGUGGGGAGAAACCAAAUCACAAUGAGGUCACAGCAACCACCUGGAUGUGGAGGCUCAUGGGACACUGAUGGACAGUACUGCUAAUGACUUCUAAAGGAGACAUUUUCAGGUCCCUGAGCACAGGGUGGAUGACUCUUAGUCACCCUCAAGGGCAUAGGUCAGGGAGCAAAGUGUACAGAGGACUUUACACCUGAAGAGGGGUGCAAAGGACCAUGUUCUUCUGUGAAGGUGCCUGUGUUUUCUGCAUCUCAGAGCCUUGUCCUGAUGCUGAGGGAUUAAGUGUUGACACUCCUUUCCCACGACUGUGACUCUGGCCCUGAUUUUAUACUUAUACUGCUAUUGUGUCUAUUUCCUUUUCUGCAGUGUGUGAUGAAUUCGUCGACACACUGUCAAAGAGUCCUACCCCAUCCCAAAGAAAAAUAAGGCCAGAUUCUAAAACACCUAAGGGCAACCUCUCCUUUCUCACAUGUCAAACAGGGGUGGGGUGGGGAACACUGAGGCAAUGACUUCUUUCUCUGGGGCUCACCAGAACUUCCGCUGAAGGGACCACCCAAAAGGAAUUCUUGAGUGGUGUACCUUGCUUCUCCCCCCACCCCCAGGAGUGUGCCCCUCCUCCACUCUUUCAUUAUUUCCCCAUUAAAAAUAGUGACUGGAUCUCACAGGAGGCUAGAGGACAUAGAGGACACAAAUGUAUGUAAACCCCUCCCACUCAUGUAGUCGUUGCUCACACUUCUGAGUGUUUGCUCAAUUCCAGCCUUUUCUAUGCAUGCACUUUUAACAACCUUAUGUGACAUCAUCACCUGCACAUACAGUUUUCUAUAGGCUUUCCCAUCAACUAUUUUACCUGAGAUGUUUUCUUCACAGUCUUUACAAGCAUUAUCAGUAACUCAGUAGUAUUCAAACCUCUAGCAAUUUCCAUACUGUAGGUCGCUGAUAGCUGGCUCCACCUAGCCAUUGAAAUGAAUGUCUCUGUGCACGUCUUCUCUUUGCAUUAAGAACACCAAGAAAUCGCCUAUGUAGAGUAUUAGAUUCUUUGGAAUAUCUGUUGAUUAUCAAACCACUUGCAAGGCUUUUUUUCAUCAAUGUAUAGCAAAAUAGGCUUUAGUAACUUGUGCAUAAGACAUAAGCUACAUGGCGCUCUCUCUAGUAAGACAUAUCCGACUUCACUUUCACUUUAGGAAGAAGACAACACUCUUAUUUAGGCAUUGUGGAGCAUGUGGGUGUUGGUGCAGACACUGAGUGAUUGUCUGCCUGAACACUCCACCCCUGCCCUUCUCCAGAGCUGUGGUAUCUGUGCUCAAAAGAGCUUGGCAGAGGGAGCAUAAGGCCGCUUUAAGUAUUGAAAGUGAAAAGUUUUUCAACUUUUUCAUAAACCAUACACUCAGCAACUGAAGGAGCGACCCUCAGCAGGAAGCUGUUGACUGAAUGUUUAGGUAGAAGAAUGACUGACGCAUUAACCCAGAUGUGUUUAUUUUUAUUUGGUCUGGCUAUCCACACGCUGCAAAUGGAAGCAGAGAGGGGCAGAACAAAGGCUGCCUGGCCUUUUUUUUUAAAUGUUUGCCCACUGUUUUAUUUAUUUAUUUUAUUUAUUUAUUUUUAUUUUUUGAGAAGAAAACAUUUAACUAGCUUUUUAAAAAAAUUUUCCCAAUUUUAUUAGGUAUUUUCUUCAUUUACAUUUCAAAUGCUAUCUCGAAAGUCCCCCAUACCCUCCCCCCCUCCCCUACCCACCCACUCCCACUUCUUGGCCCUGGCGUUCCCCUGUACUGGGGCAUAUAAACUUUGCAAGUCCAAGGGGCGUCUCUUUCCAGUGAUGGCCGACUAGGCCAUCUUCUGCUACAUAUGCAGCCAGAGACAAGAGCUCUGGGGCUACUGGUUAGUUCAUAUUGUUGUUCCACCUAUAGGGUUGCAAACUCCUUUAGCUCCUUGGGUACUUUCUCUAGCUCCCGACUUUUAAAGCCAUCCUGGCCUCAUAGGUCUCUAACUCACUGGGGUUUCAGAAGCAGAGAGUGGAUGGAACACAUUUGCAUAAUGAAAAUGGCCAACAGGUGGAAAGUUGAACAUUUCACUGUUAGUGAGAGCAUUUCACUUCCAUUUUACCCUGAUGACCAAGGUGCUUGCCAUGUCUGAAACCACCAGGAGGAAGGGUCUGGCCUCUACAUAGGGACUUGUAAAAAAUGAAAUGUAAGACAGCACACUGACUGUUCAGACAGAAAAACAGUCAGAGCCUCACCUUCAACUCAAGUAAGGAACUGGACUAGAAGAAGCAAACAAGACUUAGCCUAGUCUAUCUGCCAACCCCCACUUAAUCAGAGUGUUCACAUGUUCAUAUUUCCACACCAUGUCUCCACCAGCUUAAGAAAACAGUCUCUGUACAUGGAAUGUUCCUGUUGACCCUGAAGAAGAGUUAGACGAUGCUUAGAAUUUGCUUACAUGGUUAAUCUACAGGAUGUGUGCUCCUGUGACGUCACUAUUUCUAACGUAGCUCCUGAAAAGAGCUCAUUUGUCAAGUCAAAGGUGCUGCAUCUGUUGGUCUGGUUCUAACCAUCUGUAGACUUGUCCCCAGAGACUCCUGCAUCAUGGCGUCAGUGUGAGCACAUUAAACCAUGGAGGAAUUGUCAUGUUUAUGUGUGGCAUUCUAGUGAGAGUAAAAAAAUAAAAGUCACUCUUUGCUGA